AUGUCUGAUACAGAUACUGCUAUCGUGAAACAUAUAGAUAGUUUUACUACACCGUUAGACAUUCGAGAAGAGGAAAAGAAACCUAUUGCUCUAACUAAAGUUGCGCCAGCUAUUAGAAUGAAAUUUGCAUAUCUUACAGGAACUCGAACCAAGACUGGAUGCCCUAUUUUAUCAAUGCCAUUAUUUAAUCAUUUCGGUACUGUCGUUACGGAUGAUCUUUUGAAGGAGGUCAUUCAAUAUUUUGUUGAUAGUACUAUGGUACAUAGCAGUAGCAAGCGAUUCGCUGUUGUACUUGAUCGUAGAUCGUCUUCAUGGAAUUCUGUUAAGUCACUAUUGCGCAAAUUGCAGGAGUUAUUUGGCCGUUACAUUGAUACGCUAUAUCUACUUAAGCCACAAAAGAUGAUGGCAGUACUAGGAGGUGUAUCCAAGUCUGAAUUUUCUUUUCAAAUUAUGCUAUUAAAUACUAUUGAUGAAUUACAUCAGAACAUUGGUGGUAUUUUCCUAACUCAAGAAUUCGGUGGAUUUCUUAAGUUUGAUAUAAAUACUUGGCUUAGUCAUAGGACCUUCGUAGAAGAUGUUGAAAGCAAAGCAAGGCUAUUGUUAGCGAAAAUAAACUCUUUCGUUGGUUUCAUUAGCCAUCGAAAGAGCCUUAUAUCUGACAAGGCGGGCACAUUGACGGAGACUACAGAAUUCUUGAGUAAGGCGUUAAAUGGUCAGCGUAGUGAUUAUUAUAGCAUUGUUGAAAAAAUUAAAGAAUUGACUGAGGAAGUAAGAAAAUUCAAAGAUUCAUUUAAAGACCACUCUAAAGAAAGCAUUAUAACCAAAAGCGGUAUCAACUUGGAUACUAUAUCCAAAAUAAAUGAUUUACUGGCGCGAUUAUCGGAUACUCGUAACGACUUUAAAAAGAAAUGGGUAAAACACGAAGAUUAUGGUAUCCAGCUGUUAAAAUUAUAUAAAUUUGAAGUUGACUUAAGUGAGAUGGCAAAGAACAUUAACAUUGUUGAUAAAGAAUUGUCAGCGGAAGUUAAUUUGGGAGAUUCUAUUGAUCAUGCAAAGUUACUUCGAAAGAUUACGACUGAAUUGCAGAUAAAAUUUAAGGAUACAAAGAUGACUUUGAUGAAAGCUGGAAGCGAAAUAAAGCAAUUAAAUUCUGAUGACAAAAGCGUUGAAUCUGAACGUUUAGUAACUAUGUGGAAGGAACUCGAUACCCAAUCAAAUAAACUAGAAGGAAGAUUUAAGGCGCGAUUAAAAGCUUUAUCUGAUGUCUUGACGUUAUAUGAGCAUAUUAAUGAUAUCGAUAAAUGGUGUUCAGAAAAUUUAAUGAAGCUGGCAAUGCAAUUUCGUACUGAAUUUCCUGUCGUGGAGCAAAAAAAUAUUAAGAAAGAAUUAGAAAAAAUCACAAAAUCUGCAACAUCCAUAAAAUCUGAUCAUGUAGAAAAAUUACAGGAAUUUUCAGUUGACCAUUUAAACCAGAAAUUUAAGCAAAAGAUACAAGAUUGCGUAUCUCACUUUAACAAAGUUACGUUAGCUAGUCAGCGACAGUCUACGAUGUUAGAUAAGUUAGCGGCUACAGCAACAGAAGAAAAAAAACUGAAAUCUGCAACCAAGCGGUCUGUCAGUGAUAGCGGACCAGCUAGUUAUGAGCCAAAAAGUCCUUUGGCUAAGCGAAAGGAUAGUACUUUGCCUUCUAAAACUUCGACGACAAGUAAGGCUAAUAAUUCGGUUCCUGUAACUGGUGAUCGUGAGGCGAUAAUAUCCCGCUUGAAGGAGCAUCUUGUUAGUUUACAAGAAGACGUGGAUACUGAGACCGACCAAGAUAUUUUACGUAAACGAAGCCGAAUAAUGGAUGAACUUAUUAAUACCGAAAGGAGCUAUGUCAACGACCUAGAAAGUGUCAUUGGGAAUUACAUGAAACAUUUUGACGAAGGCAGUUCCACGUUACCAACUGUUUUAAAAGGAAAAAAGAAAAUUCUAUUUGGCAAUCUAACUCAAAUUUACAGCUUUCAUCAUGGUUCUUUCUUAAAAGCUUUAAACGACUAUCGGCAAUGCCCGGCGUUAGUUGGCCAGUGCUUUCUUAAAUUUAAGCCGGAAUUUGAUAGCUAUUCUGUUUACUGUCAAAAUCGCCCCCAUUCGGAUUCGUGUUGGGAAACACAUGAAAGGAGCUGCGCAAAAUUUUUUGACACGUGUAAGGCCAAUGCGGGUCAUAUCUUGCCCUUAAAUUCUUAUUUACUAAAACCGAUACAGCGUAUUACGAAAUAUCAGUUAUUACUGAAGGAUAUGACAAAAUGUACGGGCAACUCUAAGUUUGGGUCAGUUAUUAUCAAGGAAGCGUUAAGAUUUAUGCUAUCCUUAUUAGAAAGGCUGAAUAACACAAUGCAUCAAAUGCUGAUUACAGGAUUUAAAGGAAAUCUAACGUCUGAAGGAGCCAUUUUGAUGCAGGACUCAUUCCAGACACAUGAAAUUUUCAAAAAAUCUGCAAUACCUGCUAAUAUUCCAGGGCAACGGAAAAAAUACAAGCCAAGACAUCUUUUUUUAUUCGAAAAUAAUCUCUUAUUUACUAAGAAAUUAGUUGAUGAAAAGCAAAAGAAAAACGUAUCAUAUCAGUUUAAGUCAAAUAUGAAGCUUAGCAAGCUAGGAUUGACAGAGACAGUAAAAGGAGAUCAGUUAGCUUUUGAAUUAUGGCUAACCGGCCGUGAAAGGGUCGUCAUUGUUCAAGCUGCCUCAGCAGACAUUAAAAACAGAUGGGUUGAGCAAAUUCGACAGUUGCUGCUACAUCAACUGAAGUCGGCAAAAGGACAAGCUAGGGCUAUGUCGUUCAAUGCUCAUAAGGAUGUUAAGAGUAAUCAAGGACAGCUAUCAACGCUUGCUGCUAAUACGCUAGCAGUAUUGCCAAUGUUUGCAGACGGGAAUAGCGAUGCUGAAGAUAUGUGGUCAGAUAGUGAAUUUGCAGAUGGCGACGAUGAAGUUGUUCCUACAAGAAUAUCUAGUGAUGAGUUAGAUAAUAGCUUAUUUCUACAGAAGCAUGAACUGCGCGAAGUCAUGCACCUCAAUUUCGUAACGAUUGUGAUUAGAAAGGAUUGUUCCUUCGAUGAUUUUAUAUUGAUUUAUGAUGGUUACAAUUUUCUCUAG
Molecule: messenger RNA, 3129 nt
Organism: Trichoplax adhaerens
Lineage: Eukaryota; Metazoa; Placozoa; Uniplacotomia; Trichoplacea; Trichoplacidae
Exons: 26
Coding region: 1-3129 (1042 amino acids)
Biological process (GO): intracellular signal transduction
Cellular component (GO): cytoplasm
Molecular function (GO): guanyl-nucleotide exchange factor activity
Source: RefSeq, a predicted model, not a curated record